AAACAUAUUUAAACACAUUUAAAUGACAUUUAGAGGACAUUUAAACACAUUUAAACACAGUUUUUCUCAGGAUUAUGUUAAAAUCAGCAUCCAGAAACUUUUCUGCAGCUGCUGAGUUGGAAAAAAACCAUAACUUAAAUGAGACGUUAAUAUUUAUAGAAGCCCAUCUGGUUUGUGUCUGCUCAUAAAGAUAACGCUGAGCUUCAUCUGCAUCCUCGUCACGCUGCUUCCUGGUUACCGGUUACUAUGGUUACGGCUGCUACUUCCUGCUGCCGGUCCUGGAGGUUCUAAAUGUGAUGAUUUAGUGUCAUUUUUUUGUGUUUCAGUAGUGAUUUUGCGUAUUUUUAUAGUUAUUUUAUGUAUUUUUAUAGCUGUUUAUGUGCUUUUAUAGUUCUUUUGUGUUUUAUUGUUAUUUUAUGUCUUCUGUUACAUAUUUUAUGUGUUUCUUUCACCUACAGCUGCUUCUCUGACAGUUUAUGAUCCCAUAAAGCAGCAGAUGAGGAUCAGAAGAGUUAAACUUUAACCAGAUAUAAACAUCCUCCAGGACAGGAAGUGUGUGUGUCUGUGUGUCUCACCUGCUCAGGUAAAACCACUGGCUGCAGGUUAGAACGUAGAUUCAUUUAAAACCAGCUAGAAUUCAGCUUUAAUGUAACACACGCACCACUAAAGACAAUUUAAACCAGUUUCAGGAAGAAGAGCAACGCCAGGAAAGACUGGGAUCAGAGGUCUGUGUUUUAUUCAUCACUCUUUGUGCUCAUUUUUUUGUCAUUUUUGAUCAUUUUGUGUAGUUUUGUGAUCAUUUUGUGUAGUUUUGAGGUCUUUUUGUAGUAUUGUGGUCAAUUUGUGUCGUUUUGUGUUAAUUCUUGUGUAGUUUUUGGUCAUUUUUGUAGUUUUCUGGUCAUUUUUUGUGCUUUUGUUGUCAUGUUAUGUAGGUUGUGGUCCUAUUGUGUAGUUUUGUGAUCAUUUUGUGUAGCUUUGUUAUUUUCCGUAGGUUUAUGAUCAUUUUUUGUCGUUUGUGGUCAUUUUGUGUAGUUUUGUGCAGUUCUUGGUAAUUUCUUGUCAUUUUGUCAUCUUUUUUGUGAUCACUUUGUGUGGUUUUCUGGUCAUUUCAUGAAGUUUUGUGUAGUUUUCUGGUAAUGUUGUGUAGUCUCUUGUUCAUUUGUUGUAGUUUUGUGCUCAUUUUGUGUCAUUUCUUAGUCGUCAAAUUCACGUCAAAACUUUAUUUAAUAUAGAUGGAGCGCCGUUGUCAUGGAAACAAACCCAAUGACGUCCUCAGCAGGUGGUUCGGUCGCCACGGUGAUGACCAGCGUAGCAUCCUGACAUUGAACGUGUUGUUGCUAGGCGACAGGCAGAGUGGGAGGAGCUCCGUGGGGAACGCUCUGAUUGGAGGACACGAGUUCCAGACGGGUGUCAGCGUCGGUGGCGUCUCCAUGACGACCGACUGUCAGGUCCUCAGCCGACGGUUUCCACAGUACUUCAGACGUCAGGGGGCGGAGUCUGACCUCCUGCUCAGAGUGGUGGACACGCCCCCUCACAUGCCCCGCCCACACACGUUGCACGAGCUCUGCCCCGAGGGCGUGCACGUGAUCAUCAUCGUAGUCAGAGUGGACCAGCAAGAAAACACACAACUGAUGGAACACACAGAGGCUCUCUUGGGUCCAGAUUUUCGUCGUCACGCUGUCGUCGUUUUCACUCAUUCUGAUCGACUCAAAGAGGCGGGGCUUCACCCGUCCGUCUUCCUCAGCCAGACCCCUGAUUGGCUGAGAGCCCUGGCCAAGGAGGUGGUUGGCGGAGUGUGUUUCCUGGACAACAACUGUGAUUGGCCGUCAAUCCGCGGACGGCCUCUGAGGGAACGAUUGCUCCGCCUCUCGGCAGGAAACCAGCACAGAGCUGUUAGGGUCCAGACAGAGGUCUCACUCUGAGGCAAAUUUCAGAAACGUGCAGGUGGGGACAGGAAAAUACUAAAAUAAACAUCUUCUAAAAUAGAGGAAAUUUCUUUUAAUUAAAAUACAUUCCUAUAACUCUGAGGUCACUUAUUUUGUAUUUUUUGUAUUUUCAAGUGUAAAAAUUAUUUGUAAACCAAUAAAAUUAAAUGUAAAUGUGUCAAAAUGUGCUUUAAUGAAAAUGUUAUUGAGGAAGUCAGUUUUUAUUAGUGGGCCCCUACCAACAGUAAACAACAACUCUGAGCGCUUCAGCACCUGGAUUAGCUUGUUCUGCCUGCCAGCAGAAUCAACUUUAUUGACAAUUUUAACUGUUUCUGGAACAGGCCAGAAUUCUUUAACAGUGAUGGCAUUAAUCCAAACAGGUCCGGCAGAUCACUUUUAAUCUCUAAUAUCCGAUACACCGUCCACACUUCAGACUGACGAGUGCCAGUGUUUACAUCCAUCUCUUCUUCACGCCCCACUGAACCACCUCCCAGCCACAGCGCCCCCCUGUGUCCCCUCCUGGAACUCCCCUAUCAUUCCCUCUAUCACUGUCAGUCCACCCACUGUCCCUCCCCUCUGGCUCCCCCUGCCUGCCACCAUCUCUCCACCAGAACUCAACAAGUUGCCAAAUUCCCACCAUCAUUAGCUUCUGACCACCCUGACAGUUCACCCCCAGAAACUGCCAUCUUGCCAACCUCCGCCCACUUCCCUGGACCUCACAGCCUCGUCCCCAGAAGCCUUCCUCUCACCACACAUCCACACUUCUCCUGAACUUUGCCCUCUUCAACACCCAUUCCGUCACCAGCAAAGGCCCCAUUCUACAAGAAUUCAUUCUGGACAAUAAACUGGACUUCCUCUGUCUAACUGAAACAUGGCACAAACAUGUGCACAUGGCACAAAACCACUGGAUUUCUACCCACUCAACCAAGCCACACCUUCCGGAUACACCUACCUCAACACACCACAACCAGAAGGUCGAGGAGGUGGCAUCACAGUCAUCCACAAACAGGUCUUCACAACCAUCCCACUUUCCAUCCCCUCCCCACCCACUCUCUUUUGAACUCCUUCACCCCAAACAAUCCCUCCAUCCUCCUGUCCCACCUUAAAUCCUCUGAUAACAUCACUGGCACCACCAUCACCUGGUUCACAUCUUAUCUCAUCAAUAGACAACAGUUCAUCAAGGUCAACAACUACACAUCCUCCACCGUCCCUCUGUCCCAUGGUGUCCCUCAAGGAUCAAUCCUUGGCCCCCUCCUCUUUAUCCUGUACCUCCUCUCCCUCGGCAACAUCAUCUGCAGCCACAACCUCCACUUCCAUUGCUAUGCCGACAAUAUCCAACUGUACAUCUCCACCAACACCAUCUCCACCACCACCCUACACUCUCUCUCCAGUUGCUUGGCCUACAUUAAAUCCUGGAUGAGUAAAACUUUCUUCUGUUAAACUGCGACAAGACUGACCUGGACCCAAAUCACUCACACCAUUUCCCCACUCCCCCAUCACCACUGAUAACACCACCCUGUCUCCUUCCACUCACAUCAUAAUCUUGGUGUGACAUUUGACACCAACCUCACCUUUGAACCCCACAUUAAUCAGAUCACCAAAACUGCUUUUUUCC
Acanthochromis polyacanthus (spiny chromis) is the source of this 3540-nucleotide messenger RNA. Its product is annotated as GTPase IMAP family member GIMD1-like. Gene Ontology annotation, molecular function: GTP binding. The record is from RefSeq and is a predicted model, not a curated record. NCBI's taxonomy places the organism in Eukaryota, Metazoa, Chordata, Actinopteri, Pomacentridae. The coding region runs from base 1233 to 1922 and encodes 229 amino acids. The transcript is spliced from 3 exons.